AUGCCAAAUAACCCCAGCUCGCAAACUAAGAUCGAUCAUACAUCCAAUUCGCAGCCGAUGACCGAUGAUAUCAGAGCAAUAGGAAUUGAAAGUGAGACGUCUGAUUUUAUUGGUACUCACACCUCCAAGACAGAUGCCGCUCGAGAUCCUAUUGUCCUCGAAACCCCAAUUGAUGAAACUAAAUUUUGCCCAAAUACACCCAGCACGCCAAUGAGCCCGACCAAACCCAAUCCAGGACUCACUCCACUCAGCGAAGAAACAACUAGCCCGACCACGGAAAUCACUAGAGAACUCUCAGACUUCAAGCCUUUCGAUAAAUUUCCGCCCGAGUUGUUGAUGCGAACAUUUGAGUUCCUUGACGGAAGAAGCCUGGCAACUGCUGCCCGUACCUGCUUUACGUUUUGCCAGGUAGCGACUCCGAUUAUCCUAUCCAGCUUGAGACUUGAGGUCUUUUCUCAGGAUGACGAGUAUAUUGAUACAGUAAUUAAAGGUGUUGACGAAGAGGAGCAUCGAAAGUACACUACAAUUCUUCAAGAUCUCAAUGGCCUCAGGAAUUGUCUCCGACACUUGAGUUACCGAGUUAAGAAGGGCGUUGUUCUAGACCAAGACCUUGAGAAUGAAUUUCGAGACGAGACUCUGCAGCUCAUGGUAUUCACACCUACCUACAUUACAGACUUAGAAACAGAAGUCCAGCUCUUCGAUAUGAUUGUGGACAUAAAAAUCCCCUUGCGACUGAAGAAACUUACAAUUUUUUUCGAUAGCUACCAGAACGAGGACUCUUUCCUUGAUAGGAUCGAGAUUUUCGAUACCGAAUUUCUCCCAAAAAUGGAAACCGUCAAGGAAAUCCAGCUCGAGUGGAACUUUACCGCCCCACGAGACACCCUGAUGGACACUUUCUUGAUACUCGUAGCCAUUUGGGCUGAAUUCUUAGACGCUGUGCCAAACGUAGAAGUUGUUACUCUCAGAUGUCUUCCGGAAAACCCAGCGUCCAAAGGCCCCCGCCCGGUCAAUGAUCCCAUCCCACAAACGCUUCCGCGGAGAAUCAACCAUGUCAUUAAUUUGAUGGAAAACGUGACAUUGAGAGAUAUUAAGUCCCUCAAUGUGGCAUUGGAUGCUGUUGUAUACGACCCAAUAUACAAAUUUACGAAGGAAGACCUUAAAGACACAAUGGUCUCGCCAAUUUUUGAAAUAACUCAAGCGUCGAUUUUCCAGGUCCUAAACAAGUUUCUCAGUCGUCACAGACACCAAUUGAAUUCCUUUUCUUGGUCUAGAAUACCAGGGCAGGAAACCUCAAGGGAUAGGUUUAGAGAACCUUUAAUUGAACCUUUGGCGACUGUACAGGGAACGAAGUCACUACGAUUCCACAUGGGAAAAAUGAACGCUGAUAUUAUGGAAACGCUCUUGGGGGAGCAGUACUUUGCAAAUAUAGCUACAGAAAAUUGGUCAUCACUAAGGUUUCUUGAGGUAGGCCACGCAGUUGCUACUAAUAAGUGGUGUCGCUGGCUCGGGAAGUUCACCAAGAAUUUCGUGGGUGUUGAGACUCUGAAGCUCGUGGCGUUGCGCUGUGACGAUAUCGAUAACAACAUGGCAGUUUGGACUGUACUUGGAUGUGAGAGCAUGACUGACUUAGCCGGUAUUCUGCCAAAGAAACUGCGAGAGAUGAUAGUAGAUCUUCGCUAUCAAUCAACUAACGAUCAAGGUCCCGAGUACAUCAAAGAUGAACCAGUCGCAAUUUUCGAUUUAUUUGGAAAACUCCCUUACCUCAACACCGUUGAUAUAGCUCGCGGGAUCAAGAGGGGAGAUAUAUGCCAAAGGCUUUCAUUCAAACGCAAUUCACAAGAUCUUUCUAACAGUGCUCCGCAGAAAGGAAUUUCCUACCACCGACUAGGACUCGCUCAUCCAAACCUUGGAGCUACUCACCAAAACCAUCUAAAGUGCAUAGAAAAUCUCGAAGUUCCUCUUGACAGCAAAAUUCAAUUCCAUGGCCCGGACGCUCUGAAUUAUGGGAGCAUCUUGAGGGAACACGAACAAGAAAUCAAAAAAUGUACUGCGGGGGGAGUCAACGGUUGCGUUUAUCUUCUGCAAGACUUGUGGCAUUGUCGCCCAAUCGACUUUUAG
Molecule: messenger RNA, 2118 nt
Organism: Orbilia oligospora ATCC 24927
Lineage: Eukaryota; Fungi; Ascomycota; Orbiliomycetes; Orbiliales; Orbiliaceae
Exons: 2
Coding region: 1-2118 (705 amino acids)
Molecular function (GO): protein binding
Source: RefSeq, a predicted model, not a curated record